AUGAAUGGCCAAGUAUUAAAUAUAUUAUGUAUAUUUGGUAUAUAUUUCUUUUUUAUUCUAUAUGGAGUCGUGCAAGAAAAAAUACACAAUUUGGGUAAUAGAAAGAUCAAUGAUCAUUUUCAUUAUAACUUAUUUCUUGUUUCUUGCUUCUGUUUGGUCAAUAGUAUUGUAAGUUUAUUUAUAUUGUGGGUCAAUAAAAAAAGAUAUGCAAAUAUAAAUAAGGAUCCAAAAAAAGUAGAUGGAGAUCAAUUAAAUAAUCAAUAUCAUGACAAUUCAAUCUUAAAUAUAGAAAUUGGAUGUCUAUAUGAGAUAUUAUUAACUUCUAUAACAUAUGUUGCUGCAAUGGUAUUAACUAAUAUUGCACUUGGUAAAGUAAAUUAUCCAACUCAAGUAUUAGUAAAAUCAGCAAAAUGUGUUCCAAUAAUUGUAAUUGGUUUAUUAUAUUUUAAAAUUAAAUAUCCCUGGUAUGAUUACUUAGCAGUUAUUACAAUAACAAUAUCAUUAUCAUGUUUCAAUAUGAUGCAAAUACAAAAUAAACAAGCUGAUACAAAUCAAACUUUAUUUGGUAUCGGAUUAUUAAGUCUAUCAUUAUUAUGUGAUGGUUUAACAGGUCCAAGGCAGGAUAAGUUAAUAUCAAAAUAUAACAUUUCUUCAAAUAAAUUAAUGUUUUAUACAAAUUUGUUUGCAACCAUAAUGUGUGGAAUAUUAUCAUUAAUAAUUGAAGGCUUUGAACCAUAUAGAUUUAUAUUAAGAUAUAAAGACAGUGUUUAUUUUAUUUUAUUAUUAUCAUUAACCGGAACGUGUGGUCAAUUUUUUAUUUUUCAAUCUCUUAUUAGAUUUGGCUCUUUAUAUCUAGCAAUAAUAACAACAACAAGAAAAUUUUUUACAGUAUUAUUAUCGGUUUUACUAUUUAAUCAUAAUUUAUUAUUUGGUCAAUGGAUUUGUGUAAUAUUAAUAUUUAUUGUAUUAGGUAUUCAAUCAAUUUAUUCAAGAUUAAACGUGAAGAUCAAUAAAGAAUAG
Molecule: messenger RNA, 1020 nt
Organism: Cryptosporidium muris RN66
Lineage: Eukaryota; Apicomplexa; Conoidasida; Eucoccidiorida; Cryptosporidiidae
Product: nucleotide-sugar transporter family protein
Exons: 1
Coding region: 1-1020 (339 amino acids)
Biological process (GO): UDP-galactose transmembrane transport
Cellular component (GO): Golgi membrane; endoplasmic reticulum membrane
Molecular function (GO): UDP-glucose transmembrane transporter activity; UDP-galactose transmembrane transporter activity
Source: RefSeq, a predicted model, not a curated record